This is a messenger RNA of Morone saxatilis (striped sea-bass), 607 nucleotides long. Its product is annotated as ras-related protein Rab-11A-like. Bases 1 to 606 code for a protein of 201 amino acids. Lineage: Eukaryota; Metazoa; Chordata; Actinopteri; Moronidae. Gene Ontology annotation, biological process: exocytosis; melanosome transport; neurotransmitter receptor transport, endosome to postsynaptic membrane. Gene Ontology annotation, molecular function: GTPase activity; GTP binding. The transcript has 4 exons. The record is from RefSeq and is a predicted model, not a curated record. Gene Ontology annotation, cellular component: postsynaptic recycling endosome; transport vesicle; axon.
AUGGCGGACUCUGUAGAUGAGGACCCGUUCCCUCUCGGUUUCUCUCCGCUCUGUGUUGCAGUGGUCCUUAUUGGUGACUCGGGGGUGGGAAAGAGUAACCUGCUGUCCCGCUUCACCCGAAAUGAGUUCAACCUGGAGAGUAAGAGCACCAUCGGAGUCGAGUUCGCCACACGCAGCAUCCAAGUGGACGGCAAGACGGUGAAGGCUCAGAUCUGGGAUACGGCCGGCCAGGAGCGCUACCGUGCCAUCACAUCAGCGUACUACCGCGGGGCCGUCGGCGCUCUCCUGGUCUACGACAUCGCCAAACAUCUAACUUAUGAGAAUGUGGAGCGCUGGCUGAAGGAGCUGAGAGAUCACGCCGACAGCAACAUCGUCAUCAUGCUGGUGGGCAACAAGAGCGACCUGCGUCACCUCCGGGCCGUCCCCACCGACGAGGCGCGGGCUUUUGCUGAGAAGAACGGUUUAUCUUUCCUGGAGACGUCGGCUCUGGACUCCACCAACGUUGAGACGGCCUUCCAGACCAUCCUGACAGGUCAGUACUGUGUUAGUCAGCCGGGAGAGACGUCCUCCACAUCUAAUCUUAUUUGUAUAGCGCCAAUUCCAUAAC